CCCGUCAAUGCCAGGCCAAUUUUUUGCUGCCCGAGAUUGUGAGCCACUGUCAGGCACAGGCGCGCAGUGGCAAAAGCCCCCUCCCCUUCCCCUUGCUUCAGCCAACAAUUCCGGUCGGGAGAGGAGUCGUCAGCGUUGCGCCCGGGCCAGGGAGGGCUCGCGGCAAUCCGAGGGUGCCGGCCGGUGGGCAGCGGCGCUGGGGAAGUAGGUAGGCAGCCUGUCUGGAUUGAUGAAAUGAACGGCAGGCACGGAGGUAAUGAGGGGCCCGUUGUCGGGCGCUGCUUCGGGGGGUAUCCCUCCACUGCCUUUAGGCCCCCGUGCGCUAACUUCAAUGGCGUGUCUUAUUGAACAUCCCCGGGUCGUCGUAGCGUCGGGUGCCUCUGGGCCUGUCAAUUAGGUGCUGCGCAGAGACCUGGGCUCUUCCAGGUUGCCGCCCACCUACCCUCCACCCCGUCGUUAGGUGCGCGUCAGCUCGCAUCGUAAGCUCCCCGCCGCUCUUCAACAGCAAGGCGGGGUCGUCAUUUUGCGCCCGCCCGCCCACUUGACCUGGCCUUCCUGCGCUCUCGUGCCUGCGCCAGCUCCUCCACCCACAUCACACCUCUCUCGUCUCCUUCCGUCAUCUCCAUCCUCACCUCCCCCUCCUCCACCACCACCCGCGCCAGCUUCACGUCGACGCUGGCCUGCAUCACUCUCUCUGCCUCACGCGCACCCCAACGUCCGCCGUUCGCACUGAAGCUGCCUCCUUAAGCUGCCGGCGAAGUUGCCGCUUCCACCCCUCAACAGCUCUCUGUCGCGCGCGCCGCCGCCGACGCCCCGACAUACCCCACCAUGAACGUCCUCAAAUUGCAGAGGAAAUUUCCUCAAUUCCCCCAAAACGAAAUCUUCUCCUUGUCCGACGCCUUCCAGCGCCUCGACGUAGACGACAAGGGCUACCUCGACGAGGCCACGGCCAUCAAGGCCACGCAGCAGAGCGAGAACCAGCCCUACGAUGUUGUCCGGCAGGCCUUGAAGGAAGUCGAACUGGACUCGUCGCGGCGCGUAGAGCUUGAAGACUACGUCGGCCUCAUCGCCAAGCUUCGCGACGCUUCUCCGGCGCAGAAGCGCCUCUCGGCCGGACCAACGCCAUCCAGCCCCGGCGUCGUUUCGCAGCGCACCGGAGGCGGCGGUGGUCAUGUCUCCAAGGGAAGCGUCGGCGGCAAGAUUCAGGUCCAGGGCUCGAGCGCCAACGUCACCCAUACAAUCAACGAAGAUGAGCGGACCGAGUUCACGCGCCACAUCAAUGCCGUCCUCGCGGGCGAUGCCGACAUUGACAGCCGCCUUCCCUUCCCCACCGAUACCUUUGAGAUGUUUGACGAGUGCAAGGACGGUCUGGUGCUCGCAAAGCUCAUCAACGACAGCGUCCCCGACACCAUCGACGAGCGUGUCCUGAACGUGCCGGGCCGCAAGAUCAAGAGCCUCAAUGCCUUCCACAUGACCGAGAACAACAACAUCGUCAUCGAGUCCGCCAAGGGCAUUGGCUGCUCCGUCGUCAAUAUCGGUGCCGGUGACAUCAUUGAGGUCCGCGAGCAUCUUAUCCUCGGCCUCAUCUGGCAGAUCAUCCGCCGCGGUCUGUUGGGUAAGAUCGACAUCAAGCUCCACCCCGAGCUGUACCGGUUGCUGGAGGAGGACGAGACCCUGGAGCAGUUUUUGCGCCUGCCUCCAGAGCAGAUUCUGCUUCGCUGGUUCAACUACCACCUCAAGGCCGCCAACUGGUCGCGAAGAGUCACAAACUUCUCCAGCGACAUCAAGGAUGGCGAAAACUACGCCGUGCUUCUGGCCCAAAUAGGCCACGAGUAUGGCUGCACUCGGAAGCCGCUGCAGACGAACGAUCUGCUCCAGCGGGCAGAGCAGGUUCUUCAAGAGUCGGAGAAGCUUGACUGCCGCAAGUUUUUGACGCCCAAGUCUCUCGUCGCCGGAAACCCCAAGCUCAACCUCGCCUUCGUCGCCAACCUCUUCAACAACCACCCGUGCCUCGACCCCAUUACGGAAGAGGAGAAGCUCGAGGUGGAGGACUUUGAUGCGGAAGGCGAGCGCGAGGCCCGAGUCUUCACCCUUUGGCUCAACAGCCUGGACGUGCAGCCCUCCGUGGUCUCCUUCUUCGACGACCUCAAGGACGGCACGAUCCUCCUCCAGGCCUACGACAAGGUGAUCAAGGGCUCGGUCAACUGGCGACACGUCAACAAGCAGCCCGCCCACGGCGGCGAGAUGCUGCGCUUCAAGGCCGUCGAGAACACCAACUACGCCAUCGAGCUGGGCAAGCAGAACGGCUUCUCCCUGGUCGGCAUCCAGGGCGCCGACGUCACCGACGGCCAGAAGACGCUAACACUAGGCCUCGUCUGGCAGCUCAUGCGCCGGGACAUCACGCUCACCCUGUCGUCGCUCGCGCAGAAGCUCGGCAAGCGAGAAAUCACCGAUGCCGAGAUGGUCAAGUGGGCCAACGACAUGUCGCGCAAGGGGGGCCGCAACUCGGCCAUCCGCUCCUUCAAGGACCCGUCCAUCGGCUCCGGCGUCUUCUUGCUCGACGUGCUCAACGGCAUGAAGAGCAGCUACGUCGACUACGACCUCGUCACCCCGGGCGCGUCGGACGAGGACGCCUACAUGAACGCCAAGCUCAGCAUCAGCAUCGCCCGAAAGCUCGGCGCCACCAUCUGGCUGGUGCCCGAGGAUAUCUGCCAGGUCCGCAGCCGCCUGGUCACGACCUUUAUCGGUUCCCUCAUGGCCACUCACGAGAAGAUGUGAUUUGCGUUUACGGGCUCAAUGAAAUGGCUUUUACGGUUCAAGGUUGUAGAGUGUGCAGGGGGUAGCGCCCUUUGGCAGGUUGAAGAGAAAAGCGGGUUUCGAAAUCGUCUCUCUAUG
Molecule: messenger RNA, 2895 nt
Organism: Purpureocillium takamizusanense
Lineage: Eukaryota; Fungi; Ascomycota; Sordariomycetes; Hypocreales; Ophiocordycipitaceae
Gene: fim1
Product: fimbrin
Exons: 5
Coding region: 829-2778 (649 amino acids)
Biological process (GO): actin filament bundle assembly; actin filament network formation
Cellular component (GO): actin filament bundle; actin filament; cytoplasm
Molecular function (GO): actin filament binding
Source: RefSeq, a predicted model, not a curated record